Molecule: messenger RNA, 1371 nt
Organism: Macrobrachium nipponense
Lineage: Eukaryota; Metazoa; Arthropoda; Malacostraca; Decapoda; Palaemonidae
Exons: 3
Coding region: 394-816 (140 amino acids)
Source: RefSeq, a predicted model, not a curated record
GGGGUCAAAGGCCCAACCAUAAGUGGUGAUGGCUUAACUGAGCAGUGAGCAUCUCAACAGAACAGCAGCUGGUAAAGGUGUUUAGGGUGCGUCCAGUGUGGGUUGAGAACUCUUCACAUCACAAACCCCAGGAUGGGCACCCGGAGGACUCCCCCCUCCUCGCACCCCCCAACAUCCUCGCGCCCUCCAACGGGCUCCAACACAAUCCCCAUCACUCGCUCUUAAGUCUCCCGACCUGCUCCUUUUCUUCCUUACUUGAAGUGUCUCUCAGUCUCAGACAGACAUUCUCACUCCCAGUCUCCAUCGUGACACGGCAGUGGAAAGUGGCGCCUUGCAUACUUUUAGCACUAGACAAAAAUGUGUUUAGCGAAAUGACAUUGAUUCACAAGAGAGAUGAAUGUGGAAGUUAUUUGCAUACAGUUGUUUUUGGUACUAAUAUACACAAGUACUUAUCAGUGUAUGUGGAUUCCUGAUGAAAAUACAAACUACAUGUAUGUCAAAGAUAAACCUGGAGGCAAUUACAGUCCUAGGAUACUUGAGGACACAAACAUCAGUUAUGAUAAUUUCAACUCUAAUAUGGACAACUGGUCGAUAGAUGAGGAGUACAUCAUUAAUCCCACAAAGAAAACUUCACUGAAGCAAGUCUUGAACAACCUAGGGGACCAGUGGUGGAGAAUAACAAAUCCUGAUGACCCAGCAAGGAAUGCAGAGCCAGCUAUGUGGGAUGGUCAUGGUCUACAAAAAUCCAUUGUACAAAACCUAUCAGCAGAUUAUCAGCUUGUGCAAGACAAAUGGGAAGAAGAAGCUGUAACAUGAGCUAGUAUGUAACAUACUAGUGUUAUCAACACAAUCUACGCAGUACAUACUUUAAUGGCAAGUUUCUCCACAGUACUUAAAAGAAUAACAACUGUAUUUUAAUCAAGACUGACAUACGUACUACUGUAUAUGAUUACAUAUUAGUGAAAGAUCAUGAAUGUUAUUCGAAUGAGCCAAAAUUUUUCUACAAAUUAUCUUUACAACUCAAAUGCUAAGUCAUAAACCAAAUACUACCAUUAUCUAAAGUCAAAACCUAUAACUCUACUUCACAAGACAAAAAUAAUUUAAAUAUAUAUAUAAAUGCAUAGAUGUACACUAUAUAAAAGAUAAUCUGGAUGAUUUGUCCACAGUCGUUCUCAUGAAGCAGUACUUAUGUGAUAAUUCUGAAGGUGCUCAUAACUAUACCAAAUAUGUUCAAACUGGUUAAUCACAAGAAACAGAUGAUCACCUAAAAAUGUAAAAUGUUUUUCUUUAUAUAUUAAUCAAAAUAUUGCAAGAUAUUCUUAUAAUAUAAAUAUUGCAAGAUAUUCUUAUAAUAUAAAUCUUUUAAAUUAU